AUGGCCUGCAGUUGCCGUGUGCUCCUGCUGCUGCUGGUUGCAGCCACUCUGGGGUGGGGGCUGGGCCAACAUUCACUCCCGGAGCCAGAUCUCCCUGGUCUACAGUACAGCUAUGAAUGUGGGGUGCAGGGCAUGCAGCUGCUGGUGCUCCCCAGUCCCGGCCAGCAUGUCGGCUUCAAGGUGGUGGAUGAAUUUGGAAACCAAUUUGACGUGAACAACUGUUCCAUCUGCUACCACUGGAUCACUUUCAAGCCGCAGGGGGCAGUGGUCUUCUCUGCUGAUUACAAAGGCUGCCACAUGCUGGAGAAGGAUGGGCAUUCUCAUCUGAGGGUGAUCAUAGAAGCUCUGCUGCCCAACGGUCAUGUCCAGGCAGCACAAGACACCACUUUGAUCUGCCCCAAGCCCAAGAUCUCCUGGACUCCAGACUCGAAUCUAGUGCCACCAACCAUGUCUUCACUUUCUAUUCCUACUUCCCUGCCUUUCCAACCCACCUCCAGCGAACCCUCUCUUGGCUCUGGCCCCGCCCUCCCCAGCCAGGCUCGCCCAUCGCCUGUUACCCAUCUGACCCCGGAGCAGUGUCAAGUGGCCUCUGGACACAUCCCCUGUGUAGUGAGAAGCAAUUCAAAGGAAGCCUGUCAACAGGCUGGCUGCUGCUAUGACAACACCAGAGCAAUCCCUUGUUACUAUGGCAACACAGUUACUGCUCAGUGCUUCAGAGAUGGACACAUUGUCUUGGUGGUGUCCCAAGAAACAGCCUUGGCACACAGGAUCACACUGGCCAAUGUCCGCCUGGCCUAUGCCCCCACCAGCAGCUGCCCCCCAGCCCAGAAGACGGCUGCGUUUGUGGUCUUCCAUUUCCCUCUCACCCACUGUGGGACCACAGUCCAGGUGGUCAGCAACCAACUCAUCUAUGGAAACCAGCUCGUGUCUGACAUCGACAUCCAAACGGGGCCCCGGGGCUCCAUCACGAGGGACAGCAGCUUCCGGCUCCAUAUCCUCUGUAUCUUCAAGGCCAGUGACUUUCUGCCUGUCCAAGCAUUCGUCUUUCCGGCCCCACUGCUCAGCCCUGUCAACUUGCCCGGUCCGCUGCGCCUGGAGCUCCGGAUUGCCAAGGACCAGACCUUCAGCUCCUACUACGGAGAGGAUGACUACCCCGUCUCCAAGCUGCUCCGAGAGCCAGUCCACGUGGAGGUCCGGCUCCUGCAGAGGACAGACCCCCGCGUGGCCCUGGUGCUGCACCAGUGCUGGGCCGCGCCCGGCUCCAGCCCCUUCCAGCAGCCCCAGUGGCCCAUCCUGGCAGACGGGUGCCCUUUUGAUGGUGAUGGCUACAGAACUCAGAUGAUGGCCGUGGACGGGGCACUACCCUUCCCAUCUCACCGCCAGCGGUUCACUGUGGCCACCUUCGCCUUCCUGGACAAAGCCUCCCGCACUGCCCUCAGGGGACCAGUCUACUUCUUCUGCAGCGCAUCUGCCUGCUACCCCUCGGGGCCGGAGACCUGCUUGACCACCUGUGACAUCGGGGCUGCCAGACGACGUCGGUUCUCAGGUGACCACGACACUGUCAAGCCCCAAGACAUGGUGAGCUCUCCGGGGCUGGUGGCCUUUGAGGACCUCAGUGCACAGGAGCCUACCUUGGAGCCCACAGGCUCCAGCAGGAAGGCCGAUCCCCAGCUGCUCGUCUGUCUGGUCCUGCCAGCGGCUGCCUUGGUCCUACUGAUCGGCGUCUUCUCAGGCCUGAGGCACGUCUAGAGCCAGAAGCUCCAGGAAGCCAAUAAUGGGAUACUAAGGCACAAUAAACCAUUGUUGGAAACUGCUGGAAAUCAGUGUGAUACUUACUGA
This is a messenger RNA of Elephantulus edwardii (Cape elephant shrew), 1839 nucleotides long. RefSeq names its product zona pellucida glycoprotein 1 (sperm receptor) (gene ZP1). Gene Ontology annotation, molecular function: structural constituent of egg coat; acrosin binding. Lineage: Eukaryota; Metazoa; Chordata; Mammalia; Macroscelidea; Macroscelididae. The record is from RefSeq and is a predicted model, not a curated record. Gene Ontology annotation, biological process: binding of sperm to zona pellucida; prevention of polyspermy. The transcript has 12 exons. Gene Ontology annotation, cellular component: egg coat.